GAUGUGGCCGACUACCUAGACUUGCUGCUGCAAUUUCCCUUUAAGAAUAAAUCUAGGUAGGUAGCUAAAGUCCCUUGAACUCACUACCUGCCAACAAAUGCACCACCAACUCUGCCUACCUAGUGCCAACCGUAUCUAAGAAGACGACACAACAUGGCCCCCGUCCCCAUCCAGUCCGUGCUCAUCACCGGGUGCAGUGCCGGCGGCAUCGGCUCCGAGCUGGCCCUCGAGUUCCAGCGCCGCGGCCUACGCGUUUUCGCAACGGCUCGUACGCCCUCCAAGAUGGACCACCUCGCCAGCCUCCCCAACGUGACUCUCCUCCAAAUUGAUGUCACCGACCAGUCGACCAUUGACGCCGCCGCCGCAAAGGUCCGCUCCCUCACCGGCGGCAAGCUCAACUACCUCAUCAACAACUCGGGCGCGCAGCACGUCGCCCCUGUCCUCGAGACUGGCCUCGCCGAGGCCCAGGCCCUCUUUGACGUCAAUUUCUUCGGCGUUCUGCGCGUGACGCAGGCCUUUGCGCCCCUGCUCAUCGCCGCCACCGGCUGCGUCGUCAACCUAUGCUCCAUCUCUGGCCACCUACACACGCCGUGGAUGGGCGUUUACCAAGCCAGCAAGGCGGCCGCCGAGAUGCUGAGCGAGACUAUGAGACUUGAGCUGCGCCCGCUGGGCGUGCGCGUCAUCUCGCUCGUCACAGGCGCCGUCGACACCAACAUCAUGACGGCCGCCUCCAAAGUUGAGUUGUCGAAAGCCUCACCGUACAAGGUGAAGGCCGUAGAGGAGGCCAUGGCGAAACUGACGAGUGGCAAUGACGGCAUUAAGCGCACCCCCGCGGAUGAGUUUGCCAAGAAGGUUGUCGACGAUGUACUUGACGGCGCGAGCGGGAGGCUCUGGAGAGGGCAGAUGGCGGGUAUGAUCAGCGUUAUGACCAAGGUGAUGCCGUCCAGCAUGUUGGAUAAUACACUUAUAGGAAACUCGGGCUUGCAAGCUUUGCCGAAGAAGGUUUAAGGAAUGACAUAAUAUUUCUUUCAUCUCAAAAACACACCACAUGUAUUCACGUCGUUAAGAACUACCUAGAUUGAAUGAAUCCCACUUCACUGUUGGAUCGAUAAAUACAUGAGCAAGCAUUGAAUCCCUCCCUUACCAAAUCCGGUUGUCAAUCAAUCCCAGCCAGCCAAAUCCUACGGCGCCCAUCCGCUCAACCCGACUCGUUGGCGGUCGCUCCUUUCCCAUUCUCCAUCUUGUCAGGCAUACUCUGGGAAUCAGGUCGCAUGUCCGUCAACACCUGCUGGAACGCCGUGAGCCGCGUGUUCUCUUCGCCAAACCAUGCCCAGCGCAGACGCGCCAUCGGCUCCUCAAUCUCAGUCCACGCGUCGCCGA
Colletotrichum phormii is the source of this 1380-nucleotide messenger RNA. RefSeq names its product NADPH-dependent 1-acyldihydroxyacetone phosphate reductase. Gene Ontology annotation, biological process: phosphatidic acid biosynthetic process; triglyceride catabolic process. Gene Ontology annotation, molecular function: triacylglycerol lipase activity; acylglycerone-phosphate reductase (NADP+) activity. Bases 154 to 1008 code for a protein of 284 amino acids. The transcript is spliced from 2 exons. NCBI's taxonomy places the organism in Eukaryota, Fungi, Ascomycota, Sordariomycetes, Glomerellales, Glomerellaceae. Gene Ontology annotation, cellular component: lipid droplet; endoplasmic reticulum. The record is from RefSeq and is a predicted model, not a curated record.